AUGGCGAGACCCAAAGAUACGACUUUGGGCCGAUUCUAUGGCCUCCCUAAGGUGCACAAAGAUGGCGCUCUUCUCCGACCCAUCGUGUCGCUCAAACGGACUCCAAAGCACGGACGGGCUAAGUGGCUGUUCCGACGUCUCAAGUUCCUGGCCGCUGAGUCAGACAUCACGGUCUCUUCGUCAGCAAAAUUCCUGGAGAAACUCAAAGGGGUAAGCCGCUAUCCAAAUGAGGUCAUGGUAUCUUUUGAUGUUACAUCCUUGGUUACUUCUAUUCCCCAGGACCUGGCGAUCGAGACAAAAAAAUGCUUCUAUAAAGCAAGUACGAUGGAACAGAUAGCUGUCUUGGACACGCCCAAGUUCUUCAGCCCCUGAAGCUUUGUCUAUGUACGUACUUCAAUUUCGACGGGACAGUCUUCGAACAGAUGCAGGGCACACCAUUGAAUUCGCCGAUGUCGGGAUUUAUCGCCGAGGCGGUCCUGCAACGGUUAGAGUCUCUGAUCAUCCAGCACCACAGACCGAAGUUCUGGGCAAGGUAUACGGAUUAUAGCUUCAUCGGCAUCGAACGAAUUCAGACGUUGACAUUCAAAGGACGUCUCAACGCCGUCCAUGCGGACAUUCAGUUCACGAAGAAGGGUGAAGAGAACAACCAGCUGGCCUUCCUGGAUGUCCUGGUAUGCCGCAAGGAUUGUGGUGGACUAAAGACCAAAGUGUUCAGGAAAGCGACAAAUACGAUGCACGUACCGAGCUUCAACAGCAACCACGCAAUCAGUCACAAACGCAGUUGUGUAAGGACGCUCUGUCCGCUGGUCGAAACGAACUGCAGUGAGCCCUAAGACAAGAUUGCCGAAUUACAAUACCUCCGACGGGUAUUCAAAGCCAAUGGCUAACCGAGCAACUUUGUCAACUGGUGCAUACGCAAAAUGGACGAAAGGCCUAACCGCAGGGACACCAAAGUUUGGCGAGCGCUUCCAUAUGUCAAGAACGUUUCGGAAGCUGUUGGCCGCCUUCUCGCACCGCUGGGGGUUGGAGUUGCACACAGGCCAGAGGCAACCAUCAGGCGUCAACUGAUGAAACCAAAAGACCCACUGCCACGGCAAGAAACAUCUGGAGUCGUUUAUCGGAUCUGGUGCAGUUGCGGACAAAGCAACUACGUCGGAGAAACCGGAAGACAGCUCCGAAAGCGAAUGGCCGAACACGCUGCAGCAGUGCGGAGAAAUAACGCCAGCUCUUAAGUUGCGGCUCAUUCGACGGGUUCCGGCCACACAUUCAAAUUUGACGAGGCCGAAAUUCUUGCAAGAGGUGACAACCGCGUGAGCCGGGAGCUGCUUGAGUCAUGGUUCACUGGUCCCCAGUCUAUUAACAAGUGCAACGAUCUUCCCAUUCAAUACAGCGUGCUGAGACUUCGUCUAGGCGGAGAAAUUGACCACGCGGGGAGCGCCCUGAUGAACACUCUUCCCAACACCCGGGUCAGCGCGUCAGGUGGUCGAGCAAUCAUCACGCCAACAUCCAACGAACGUGAUGCGCUGAGAGAACUCAAGGCCGACAAAGACUUGGUCAUCGUGCCAGCGGACAAGGGGCGCUCCACGGUUGUGCUGGACAGGACAGACUACCUUCAAAAAGCCAAAGAUUUGCUGGAGGACCGACAGUUCUAUGUCCCAUGUGCAACGAACCCUGUAAAAGCGCUGACACGCGAAAUCAAUGCCACGUUGUUGGCCUUGGAGAACUCAGGCGCAAUAACACCGACCGACAGACGCAUGGCGAGACCCCAAGAUACGGCUUUGGCUCGAUUCUAUGGCCUCCCUAAGGUGCACAAAGAUGGCGCUCCUCUCCGACCCAUCGUGUCGCUCAAUUGUACUCCAACGUAUGGACUGGCUAAGUGGCUGUUCCGGCGUCUCAAGUUGCUGACCGCUGAGUCAGACACGACGGUCUCUUCGUCAGCAGAAUUCCUGGAGAAACUCGAAGGGGUAAGCCUCCAUCCAAAUGAGGUCAUGGUAUCUUUUGAUGUUACAUCCUUGGUUACUUCUAUUCCCCAGGACCUGGCGAUCGAGACAAUCGAGCUGCUUCUGCAAAGCAAAUACGAUGAAACGGAGAAUCGUCUUGGACGCUCCUAAGUCCUUUAGCUCCUGAAGUUCUGUCUCAGGACGUACUUCACGUUCGACGAUACAAUCUACGAACAGGUGAAGGGCACACCAAUGGGUUCGCCGAUUUCGGGAUUCAUCGCCGAGGCGGUCCUGCAACGGUUAGAGUCGCUGGUCUUCCAACACCACAAACCGACGUUCUGGGCCCGGUAUGUUGAUGAUACCUUCGUCGUUAUCGAUCGGGAUCAACUGCUGACAUUCAAGGAACGUCUGAAUGCGGUCUUCCCGGACAUACAAUUUACGAUGGAGGAGGAAGAGAACAAUCAGAUGGCCUUCCUGGAUAUCCUGGUAUGCCGCAAGGAUUGUGGUGACUAA
Molecule: messenger RNA, 2453 nt
Organism: Spirometra erinaceieuropaei
Lineage: Eukaryota; Metazoa; Platyhelminthes; Cestoda; Diphyllobothriidea; Diphyllobothriidae
Source: the annotation of a GenBank genome assembly